Molecule: messenger RNA, 3800 nt
Organism: Venturia canescens
Lineage: Eukaryota; Metazoa; Arthropoda; Insecta; Hymenoptera; Ichneumonidae
Gene: MAPk-Ak2
Product: Hormone-receptor-like in 78
Exons: 8
Coding region: 311-1885 (524 amino acids)
Biological process (GO): cell differentiation; anatomical structure development; regulation of transcription by RNA polymerase II
Molecular function (GO): nuclear receptor activity; zinc ion binding; RNA polymerase II cis-regulatory region sequence-specific DNA binding
Source: RefSeq, a predicted model, not a curated record
CUUUGCCCCGCGAACAGUCGUACAGAGUCUGGCUCAGGCGAUGCUCGUGCACCUCUGUCCACCUUAGCAAUCUGCUUAGCUAGGCGCACAAAACACUCUUCGAGCGCGCUUGCAGUCGCCGCUGCUGCUCUCCACGAAUACGUACACACCCACACUCUAACAAAAUAUAUAACAGUGCGUGUGUACAGAUAAACUUUCGGUGAUACGUGUGCGCGUGUGCUCCUUGGUGACUGUUUUGUGGCGGCGCGGUGUGGGGCUCAGCGAGCUCGUUCCAAAUCUGUACGGAGAAGGGGAUAAUGCUGAGGACGCAAUGGACAGAGAACAUCGGGACGAGAGGGAGCAAGAAAAUUAUAUGGAAAGCGAUGUAGAAGGAAAGGGUGAAAAGGAAUUUCGUCGUACGCCAAUGCAUCCUGAUAUGGAACACGUGGGUGAUAUAGACUGCGAGAGAGACAACGAACGAGAGCAACGUCCAAAUAACUCAGAAAGUCUACAAGAGCAAGAUAGAGUAGAGUACAAAUUGGGUCGAGAUUUUCGUAAUUUGAGUCAUAAUCCAACGAUGGUUCACUUGCAUACGGGUAUAGAGCACCUGAGUAACGCCGAAGUGGAGGUAAAACUGGCGAGAGACGUACGAGGUUCGCUGGGACUUGGACUGUCACUGGAACUGUGCGUGGUUUGCGGUGAUCGAGCAAGUGGGAGACAUUACGGAGCCAUAAGUUGCGAGGGAUGCAAGGGUUUCUUCAAGCGAAGCAUUCGGAAACAACUCGGUUACCAGUGCAGGGGUAGCAAGAGCUGCGAGGUCACGAAACACCAUAGAAAUCGCUGUCAAUAUUGCCGACUGCAAAAGUGUCUGGCAAUGGGAAUGCGCAGCGACUCUUGGGGCGUUGCAGCGGUCCAGCACGAGAGGAAACCGGUCUUGGGGGAAUCCGUUGGAGCCAACAAAAUGGGCAAUCGUGGAACCAAAGUUAAACCGGAACCCCAACAACCUACGACCGAACAUUCGCAACCUCCACCCACGUGGGAACAACCGGAGAGUCCCAGCAUCGAGGAACAGAGCAGUGACAGCGAUCUCAGCGAUGCUCUCACUCUUGCUCGGGAUCGACUCUUCAUAUCUCACGCACUCGAUAGCAUAGUUAAACUCAUCGGUGACAGUGUUAACGGAUCAGCCGAACCGGAAGAAGAAUGGACGGGACAACUGUUAUUCGAAAGGCACACGACUUUUGAGCUCCGAGCUCCCAGUCCAGCCCCCGCAUAUCUUUCGAUACAUUACAUUUGUGAGAGUGCUGCAAGAUUAUUGUUUCUCUCGGUUCAUUGGGCCAGAGGAAUACCCGCCUUUCAAGCUUUACCGUCCGAUGUACAAACGACUCUGGUGCGAAGCUCUUGGGGUCAGUUGUUCACCCUUGGUUUGGCGCAAUGCGCCUACACCCUCUCGUUGCCCAGUAUUCUAACGUCCAUUAUAAAUCAUUUGCAAGCGAGUAUCGCCCAAGAAAAAAUUACCGCCACUAAAGUCAAAUCGAUAACGGAACACAUAUGUCGAUUGCAAGACUGUGUCAGCUCGUUGCACAAACUUCAAGUUGACUCAAUGGAAUACGCUUAUUUGAAAGCUCUCACGCUUUUCAGUUCCGACAACGUAUUGGCUGACUCUUGGCGAAAAAAGGUCGAAGUAUUACAAGAGGCAGCGUGGAACGAGUUGCAGCAACGCGUCGGUUCGGAACGAUUACCACGAUUACUUCUGAGACUGGCGCCCCUACGAUCGAUAAAUCCUCGAGUAUUGGAGGAUCUUUUUUUCGCAGGCCUCAUCGGCAGGGUGAGCGUCGCAAGUGUCGUACCCUAUAUCCUCAGUAUGCAAGACUGCAAAGCUGAAACCGCCGAGAACCAAAUGGCCUGACGACGAACCCCGUCCUCUCUCCUAGUUUAUCGUUAGGCAAAAACAAACGACCGCCGCAUCUCUCUAUUUCUUUUUUAUUUGUUUUAAAUGCCUCUGUUUCCAAGCUGCGGAGAGAGUUGGAAAAUCGUUACUUAAAUUAAACUUAAUGUAUUACGAGUAUUUCGAUAUUUUAGACGGGCGUUUACUUAAUUCGAGCAAUUACGAUUUUAUGAUUUACCGCUGUUGUAUUCUUUCAUUAUUUUUUUUUUUCAUUGUUUUUAUACUUGAUCCGCUGUUUUGAAGUGAACAAGCGAAUUUUAGUAUAAACGAAAUGCUCGCGUGGUGCGAUACGACAAUAAUAGCGUGAUUCACGCUACACACGAAAAUUUCUCAAUUGCGCAAACGAAUACUUGUAUAUAUAAAUAUCGAUAUGGAGCAUUACCAGCUCAAUCAACGAUGUCAAUGACCUCUGGUGAAUUGCAAUCAACCCUUUUUCAACCGUAUCGUUCGAAUUCUCGAAGACUUGUAGCUGUAAGGGUUCUUUCAAAGUUCCUUUUCACUUAUUUUUUUCGGAAUUUGAAAUUAUUGGUAAAAAUUUUGAAAUUCAUCGAAAUUCCUGGACUUCGAUCAGUUUCAGAAUUUAUUACAAAAUUCGGAGAUACUUUUUACGACGAAAGAAUUAAAUGAUGGAAGAAAUUGUUGAGAAGUGGCGUCAUCGAAUCGUUGAUUCCGCUCGAAAUAUUAUUCCAUAUAUUCAAAUUCCCAAGGCUGAGAAAUUCGAGUCUCCGACCAAGAAUUCUCGAGCUGCUCAAUGUUAUCGUACAUUUUAUAUACCGACUAUGUAAUAGUGCGUUAUGCUGUACCUAGUUUACGUAUACACGCUAAUUUGCAUCUUCCACCGAUACCAAAGGGUGACCGAGCAAAAGUACGAGUAUAACGGACACGAGAUGAGCUCUAUUUUUCGAAAUAUAUGUAACGCGGAUUACGUUAAAUAUGGAUACAUAUAAAUAUUGAACGACGCUGAUUCAGCAUGUUGGACGUAGGAGAAAUAGUAAAAGAAAUUUUUACGCGAUAACGAGACGAGUUAAUGGAGUAUCGACAAUAUUAUAAGUAUUACAUGAAUAUGCAAUUUUUCAAAAACGUAUUGAAAAAAAAACCAACAGUAUCCGCGAUUUCUUGCUACUAGAACUGUUUCUUGUUUGUUUGGUUCAGUAAAUGUUCAGCAGUGAAGAUCAUUCUGAUGCCUGAUAUGUUACGAUUUUCAGAGAUGUGAAAACGUUUCUGUUUUGAUCGAUCUUCGACAGUGAUCAAAAUUCUAUUUUAUUUUGUUUCAUUUUUUUUUUUAAUUUUGUCUAAAUUACGAAAGUCCAUUAUAUGUGGAAGACACUAGAAACAAACCUGAUGAAUAUUGGGAAUUUGCUGUUGCGAGAAAUCUAAAAAAGUUUAUUUUUUCACCGAAUUUUUAUGAAAAUCUAUAGUUUGAAAUUUUUCGUACUCACUGAUAAUUGACUGGACCAAUCGAUAAUUUUGACUAAUGAAAUGUAUUUAAAAGAUUGUAUUUUUCAAACUCGCCACGUUUUCGGACACGUACGGAUAAAGAUAUAUUCGUAAAUCGUUACUCUCAUAUUGAGAAAUGUGAUCGUAUUGAGAACUGUACAGGUUGAAGAUCGAUGAUUGUUACAAAGUACGCCGAAAACACACGUUCUGCGAGAGACGAAUAUUGCAACUGAGUGGGGGCAAUAUUAUAUAUACAUAGAUAGUUGAGUAGGCAUUAUUCAUGGGUAAAUUGCAAUGUACAUAUAGAAAAACAAACCGAGUGCCUGUUUCAGAGAUUAUAAUAAAAAAAACUAUUUAUAUAUUUACGAUAAUACUUUUGUAAUUGAUGCUACACUAUAGAAAUGAUGAAACUUAAUAAAAUUUAAGGGUAAAAGUUGAA